Messenger RNA from Aethalodelphis obliquidens (Pacific white-sided dolphin), 2676 nucleotides. RefSeq names its product staufen double-stranded RNA binding protein 1 (gene STAU1). Gene Ontology annotation, molecular function: double-stranded RNA binding; mRNA binding. Gene Ontology annotation, cellular component: neuronal cell body; neuron projection; plasma membrane. The record is from RefSeq and is a predicted model, not a curated record. The transcript is spliced from 17 exons. NCBI's taxonomy places the organism in Eukaryota, Metazoa, Chordata, Mammalia, Artiodactyla, Delphinidae. Gene Ontology annotation, biological process: anterograde dendritic transport of messenger ribonucleoprotein complex; intracellular mRNA localization; protein localization to synapse. The coding region runs from base 265 to 2394 and encodes 709 amino acids.
CCUCUUCCCUCCCGCCGUCCCUUCCUCCUCUUCCUUCCUCCUUCCCCUCCUCGCCGUCACCUCCGCCGCCGCCCAGGACUGCCGGCCGGGAGACGAGUUCGGGGCAGCAGCCAGGAGUUUCCCAACCACUUAACCUCUCUGAACCAAAACAACAUUGUUGCUGGAGCGCUUGUUUUUAAGGUAGAACUUUAGACUUCAUAGCACUGAAUUAACCUGCACUGAAAGCUGUUUACCUGCAGUUGUUCACUUUUGUUGAAAGUGACCAUGUCUCAAGUUCAAGUGCAAGUUCAGAACCCAUCUGCCGCUCUCUCAGGGAGCCAAAUACUGAACAAGAACCAGUCUCUUCUCUCACAGCCUUUGAUGAGUAUUCCUUCUACUACUAGCUCUCUGCCCUCUGAAAAUGCAGGUAGACCUAUUCAAAACUCUGCUUUACCCUCUGCAUCUAUUACAUCCACCAGUGCAGCUGCAGUUCCUUCUAACAUGGCACACCCCAAAGAGAAAACCCCAAUGUGUCUUGUGAAUGAGUUAGCCCGUUUCAACAAGAUUCAACCUGAGUAUAAGCUUUUGCGUGAGCAAGGUCCAGCUCACUGUAAGAAGGCAGCAGAGUGGCAGCAGCGCCGACGGGGACAGCCCUGGAGAAAGGUGUUUACAGUACAGCUAACACUUGGAGAUCAGCACUGGGAAGCUGAAGGAACUAGUAUUAAAAAAGCCCAACACACAGCUGCUGCCAAAGCUUUGGAAGGAACAAAAUUUCCUAAACCUAUAGUCCGCCCUUUUCGUAGCGAAGGAAGGAAUCCAGGUAUUAUGCGUGGGCCAAGACAGGUUCCUUUCAAAAGUGUGUCUAGAGAAAGCAUAACCCCUACUGUAGAGCUAAAUGCACUGUGCAUGAAACUUGGAAAAAAACCAAUGUAUAAGCCUGUCGACCCUUACUCUCGGAUGCAGUCCACCUAUAACUACAACAUGAGAGGAGGUGCUUAUCCCCCAAGGUACUUUUACCCAUUUCCAGUGCCACCUUUACUUUAUCAAGUUGAACUUUCUGUGGGAGGACAGCAAUUUAACGGGAAAGGAAAGACGAGACAGGCUGCGAAACACGACGCUGCUGCAAAAGCUUUGAGGACCCUGCAGAACGAGCCCCCACCCGAGAGGCUGGAGGUGAACGGAAGAGAAUCAGAAGAAGAAAAUCUCAAUAAAUCUGAAAUAAGUCAAGUGUUUGAGAUUGCACUUAAACGGAACUUGCCUGUGAAUUUUGAGUCUUUCCCUCUAAAACAGGUUGCCCGGGAGAGUGGCCCACCCCACAUGAAGAGCUUUGUGACCAGGGUGUCGGUUGGGGAGUUUGUGGGGGAAGGUGAAGGGAAGAGCAAGAAGAUUUCAAAGAAAAAUGCUGCUAUAGCUGUUCUUGAGGAGCUGAAGAAGUUGCCGCCCCUGCCUACAGUUGAGCGAGUGAAGCCCAGAAUCAAAAAGAAAACAAAAUGCAUAGUCAGGCUACAAAGCAGCCCGGAGUACGGCCAGGGGAUGAACCCGAUUAGCAGACUGGCCCAGAUCCAGCAGGCAAAAAAGGAGAAGGAGCCAGAGUACCUCCUCCUCACUGAGCGAGGCCUCCCGCGCCGCAGGGAGUUUGUGAUGCAGGUGAAGGUGGGAAACCACACUGCAGAAGGAUCAGGCACCAAUAAGAAGGUGGCCAAACGCAAUGCAGCCGAGAACAUGCUGGAAAUCCUUGGUUUCAAAGUCCCACAGGCUCAGCCCACCAAACCAGCCCUCAAAUCAGAGGAGAAGACACCCAUAAAGAAACCAGGGGAUGGAAGAAAAGUAACGUUUUUUGAACCUGGCUCUGGGGAUGAAAAUGGGACUAGCCAUAAAGAGGAUGAGUUCAGGAUGCCUUAUCUUAGUCAUCAGCAGCUGCCUGCUGGAAUUCUUCCCAUGGUGCCCGAGGUCGCCCAGGCCGUAGGAGUCAGUCAAGGGCAUCACACCAGAGAGUUCAGCAGGGUAGCCCCGAACCCUGCCAAGGCCACGGUAACUGCCAUGAUAGCCCGAGAAUUGUUGUAUGGGGGCACCUCGCCUACAGCCGAGACCGUUUUAAAGAAUAACAUCUCUUCAGGCCACGCACCCCAUGGACCUCUCACGAGACCCUCAGAGCAGUUGGACUAUCUUUCCAGAGUCCAGGGAUUCCAGGUUGAAUACAAAGACUUCCCCAAAAACAACAAGAACGAAUUCGUAUCUCUCAUCAAUUGCUCCUCUCAGCCGCCCCUGAUCAGCCAUGGUAUCGGAAAGGAUGUGGAGUCCUGCCACGAUAUGGCUGCACUGAACAUUUUAAAGUUGCUGUCUGAGUUGGACCAACAAAAUACAGAGAUGCCAAGAACAGGAAAUGGACCAAUGUCUGUGUGUGGGAGGUGCUGAACCUUAUCUGGCCAUGAACCAUUGAAAAAUCCCAACAUACAUACUGAAAAUACUGAAACUGCUUUGAAAAUUUGGAACUUCUGAUACCUCCAGUGGGCCGAGAGACAUGAUGGGUAAAGGACUGGAGACAGCAGUGGUGAAGAAGGCGGGGCCCCGAGGAGGCAGCGGCAUGGCCGCUCGCCUGUGCUAUGGUUUCUCCUCAUGCAGCAGCAGCUGCUGGGGGCCGGGCGGGCCUGCCGGGCACCCCGGCGCCACUGGGAAACCAGCGGGUCCACGCCCCAG